AUGGUCUCCCAACAAAAGCACAGAACUGGCCCACGCGGCGGCAGCAGGAUACCCGUCAGUGAAGUAUCGGACUCGGAGGACGACAGCGAUGAAGACGUGGCUGCACCAGCCAACACAACGAUGAGUCCCAAAAAGACAGACCUCAUCAGAAGCCGAGCACAAGAAUCAAAUCUUCCUAAUUACAAACUGAGACAUCCUGAGGGAUCAGUACUGGCACAAUUGCCAAAUCGAAUAUCGAAGCCAUUCAGUUCUUCGCAAGGGUCACCUCGCUCGAAGCGCUAUCCCACCGACACACCAAGCGGUGACCGAUUAGAAUCUGAAACUUCUGUUUCGAAGGGCGACAACGAUCCUAAUAGGGAUAAUGAAUCCGAUGUCGAGGACGAUUCGGAGAAGGAGGGUGAUUCUGACAGCCACGAAGAGUCUAGGGGAUCCAAAGAAUUGGCCAAAUCGCAAGCCAAGGCUGCUGCGUUCCAGGCCCCUUUGAGGGAACUGAAUCCGUCAGUCUGGCGUCGGGAGCUAGAGUCGAGGUCCACCCGUCCUGUUACACCUUCAUCUGCCCACUGUUCCCAGUCAUCGCAAGGCUCCGAUGGCUUUUCGAAGCAACGAUCAUCUCAAUAUCCGUGUGCUUCACAGCCAGUUGCGUCAGAGAGCGGAGCCAGUUCGAAAUCCGACGACAACGUUCAACCAGUCGAGACUCUUGCUAGGAGGAAGAGACGGCUCUCAGCGUCCCCUGCUCAAGACUCAAAGCCAAGCCCUCGCAGGUUCAAAUACAGACCAGUGGAAUCACCACCUAAGGAGACGGCAUUCGCGUCUCUGUUUCGACAAUCCCAAUCCUCACAAUCCUCCCAGCCAUCACAGGAGACUAGAAAGCGGCCUUCCAAACCAGUAUCCACCACUGGAUGCGUAUACGUCCUCCACGAUGACGAUACCGGCCACGUCAAGAUUGGCAUAUCGAGAUCCGCCAAGACGAGAUACGCUUCUCUGAGGCGAAGAUGCCGCAAACCAAAUCUCACGCUGGAAUGGCACACGGGUGAGUCAAUACCCUGGGGUCAACUUCAACGACUAGAGAAGAUCGUGCAUUGGGAUCUAGCCCAAUUCAACAGACGCUACAAAUGCAAUUGUGGCGCGACACAUACCGAGUGGUUCGACGUCGAGAUUCGAGAGGCGAAGCGAACGGUGGAGAUGUGGCUUCGAUAUCAGCGGAUGAGGGUAGACGUAACAACUCAGGACCUUGAGCGCUUGAGGACAGGAUUUCCGAAGGAGGAAGGAAAUACGUGGCUAGGCGUGCGGACGCUGAACCACGUCAAGCGGUGUGAGUAUUGGCAUUGGAAACUAUUCGGCGAGAUGUAUGAUGAGGCGUUUUGCGAGGAAUGA
This is a messenger RNA of Zasmidium cellare ATCC 36951, 1374 nucleotides long. RefSeq lists its product as uncharacterized. NCBI's taxonomy places the organism in Eukaryota, Fungi, Ascomycota, Dothideomycetes, Mycosphaerellales, Mycosphaerellaceae. The transcript has a single exon. The record is from RefSeq and is a predicted model, not a curated record. Bases 1 to 1374 code for a protein of 457 amino acids.